This is a messenger RNA of Neltuma alba, 2696 nucleotides long. RefSeq lists its product as uncharacterized. The record is from RefSeq and is a predicted model, not a curated record. The transcript has 2 exons. Lineage: Eukaryota; Viridiplantae; Streptophyta; Magnoliopsida; Fabales; Fabaceae. Gene Ontology annotation, cellular component: intracellular membrane-bounded organelle. The coding region runs from base 609 to 2453 and encodes 614 amino acids.
AGAUAGUGGCAAAGUCGUCUUCAAGCUUGAUGGGUUCUGGUCUGAAUCAUCAGGAAGGCUUUGUAUGGUUGGGAAAGGGAAAGGGCAUUCCCAAGAGGGUGACUUUCUUCAUCUCGAUGCUGUUUUCAAACUGAGUAAUCUGUUCAACUCGAGUAACGUUACUGCUCUUAUCCAUGGAAGCUUGGAGAGCUUGAGUUCUGCAGAUGUUCAGGAACGUUACUUCGAGAACCCAUUUCUGUUCUGAUGCUUCCAAAGAAGAAUUACAAGUAUAGCUUGGAUUCUAAAGAAGUUGAACGUGAUUUUGCUUCUGAUGAGAAUGAUGCUGAGCAGGUUUGCCACUAGAUCCCUCAUCUUUUUGCUCACGUCGAGUCUCGUCGGCAAUUAGAUGGCUUCAUCUGGAACACCCUAUAGAUUGCCAUCUUAAUUCUGCAAAGAACUGUAAUCCCCAUGGUGGGGUUAGUGGAUCAUCCCGUGGAUCUAUCAUAUCUUUGGAUGAGAUUGGAUGUUCUUCCAAUACUGACAAGCCCAGGCUUCGAGUUCUGGUGCAAUUUCCUUAUGAUGAUUAUUAUUAUGGUUUCGAGCGUGUCAACGUUACUGGACAAACACCAAUGUUUGUAGGUGAAGGAUGGUGGGAUGAGGCGAAGAAUCAAAUACGCGUUGUCGCUUGCAAUUUCAUGGGAGUGACGGAUUCUUCAUCAUCCUUGGCUGGGGCUCAUGUUGGUGAUUGCUCAAUCAGAUUAAGGCUCAAAUUCCCCUCUGUUUUAUCCAUCAAAAACACCAGCAGAAUUGUGGGCCAAAUCUGGAGUAACAAAACUGAGAAAGGUCUGGUUAACUUCAACGACGCUUUGGAGCGUUCUAAUGUGGUUUUUCAAGGCUUGAAGUAUGAGUAUACCCAGUUGGAAAGAGUCAAGAAAUCUUGCCCAAGCAGCCACUAUCACGUCAAGAACCAAGAAAACAGGUAUCCAGAUGUUUCUUACAUGAACAGUCAUUUAUCUGUUAGAGAAACCAAGAAGAGAAUAGGUUGGGGUUAUUCAUCUCCAUUAGCCGUUGGUGAGGAGAUAUACAGAGAUCCACACAUCAUUAGUUUUGAUUCCGACAUAGACACCUCGAUUUCCCAGACUUAUGAAGACAUUAGCAACACUACCUUGCUUAAUCUUAGCUUCACCAUGACCUUGUACUCUAAUUCAAUGUUAGAGGACAAGAAAUCUCUGUUCAAUAAGUCCUUUGAGUCAGUAAGGAUUUCUGCUGAGGGAACCUAUGAUGCUGAGACAGGAAGCUUGUGUAUGGUUGGCUGCAGAAAUCUUGUCUUAAACUUUAGUGAGACCCCAAAAACUGAAGAUUCUCUAGAUUGUGAGAUUCUAAUCAAGUUUGAAUUCCCACCAUUAGACGCUGCAAGAAGAAGCAGUCACACCAAGGGAAGCAUUGAAAGCACAAGGAAAAGUUCAGAUCCUCUUUACUUCAAAGUCCUGAACUUAACUGCAUUUGCUUAUUACACACAAGGAGCAGACACAGCAUGGAGAAUGGACAUGGAGAUUAUAACGGUUCUUGUAUCAACAACUCUAGCAUGCGUUUUCCUGAUAUCACAACUCAUCCAUGUGAAGAGGCAUCCCAAUGUGCUUCCCUUUAUAUCAUUUACUAUGGUUUCAAUUCUCACCUUGGGCCACAUGGUGCCUCUUGUUCUUAACUUUGAAGCUGUGUUCACUCAAGAUCCUAACAACAAAAACUUUGUGUUUAGAAAUGUUGGGUGGUUUCAACUUGAGGUGAAUGAAACAACUGUGAGGCUGUUAACUAUGGUAGUUUUCCUGCUACUACUUCGUUUUCUGUGGAUUACUUGGUCAGCAAGAAAGGUUGACGAAGAAAGCCACAAGAGCCUCUGGGUUGCUGAGAAGAAAACCGCAUGCGUCAUUCUCCCCUUAUAUGCAUUAUGCUUCUUAAUUGCUCUAUUACUAAAGUCAAAAAACAACUAUGAAGCAUCAUCAUUUCAGAGACAUUCAUCAUGGGAAAGCUUGAAACGCUUUGGAGGUUUGGUUUUGGAUGGCUUUCUCUUGCCCCAGAUCGUGUUUAACUUGUUCUCAAACAUGAAGGAUAAUGCUCUGUCAUGUUGGUUCUACUUUGGGACAAGCUUUGUGAGAACGUUACCUCAUGCUUAUGAUCUUUACAGGGCUCAAAACUAUGAUGAGCAAGAUAAUGGGUUCUACUAUUAUGCUGAUCCAACUGCAGAUUAUUACUCCACUGACUGGGACAUUGUCAUUCCUUUGGGAAGUCUUCUAUUUGCUGUCAUCAUCUUGUUGCAGCAACGUUUUGGAGGUUCUUGUGUUCUGCCUCGUAGGUUUAGAAGGUCACAAGAAGGAUAUCAGAAAGUGCCAAUGGCGACCAUACCAGAAGAAGAAGAAGAAGGAGGAAAGGAAAAGGAAAAAGAAAGAGAAGAAGCAGUAGAGGCAUGCAACGUUUGAAUUAAACUUCGUGUAAUGUCAAAGUGCAAAUGGCCUCAGUUGUUAUGAUGUCGUGUGGUAGUUAUGAAGCUUGUGUAAUGAAAAUCUUAUAAAUAAACAAAAUGGUUAGUACUUAGUAGGGUAUUGUGGCUGAUUUAAUGAGGCCUUGUAUGUUAAAGUUGUGUGUAGAAAACUUGACCUUGUGUUAAUGGUGGUUCACGUAAAAUAUAUGUAUGACAAGGAUGGAACUGUAUGUGAGGGAGA